AAUAAUAAUAAUAAUAAUAAUAAUAAUAAUAAUUCUCCAACCUCAAACUUCCAAAAUUCUUUUUUCUUAUUUAUCUCCAUUUUUUUUAAACAAAAUUUCACAAAAUUGAGUUACCAAUAUAACAUACUACCGUAUAAGACGAAUGUGGGUCUUAUAGCACACUACCGUAUAAAAUAAAUGUGGGUCUUAAGGAUGCUAUGUAAAUAGAUAUUAAUGAUAAAAAUAUAUCUUAAAAAUAUUAAAAAUAACUAAAAGAGUUAUUUUUGACCAAGACUAUAUACAUUUCUUAUUCAAAAUAUAUGAGUACACAUACUUUCUUUUUUUCAAAAUUUCUUAUUUAAGUACCAGUUUUUGCCCUUUCUAACUCUGUCUAGUUCUUUAUAUUUUAAACAUUUUCACUCUUUAUCUUUGAAUUUUAAAUUUAUCUACUUGGUUCUUAGGUUUUACAAAGUUAUAUUGUUGCCUCUUGAGUUAUACAUUUUGUUUCUAUUUAGUCCCUAUAAUUCAAGAUGAAUUAUUGCAGAGAGUAAAAUUUUAUCCGAUUAAAAUGAACAUGUGUGCAUAUAUAUAAAAGAAUGGAGAGAACAAACUCCAUUUAAUUUCAUUUUGUAGUCCAUAAAGCUAUAUGACUUCUUAUAUAAACAAACACUUUUCAAUUCUCCAAACCCUGAAAACUUGGAAACAUUAUUAGAGAACCAGAAAUGGAACAAACUCACGCCGUAACCGGAAUAAUCUUCGCCCUUGUCUUCUUUUUCUAUGCCAUGUUCAUUAUGCACCGGAGAUCUUUCGAUAAACGGAAGAGACUCCCACCGGAAGCUGGUGGCACUUGGCCGGUGAUUGGCCACCUCCAUCUACUCAGUACAAAGGAGCCAAUUCACAUAACGUUGGCCAAAAUGGCAGAUGCGUAUGGACCAAUAUUCACGUUUAGGUUCGGUAGAAAGAAGGCAUUGAUUGUGAGCAAUUGGGAAAUAGCAGCAGAGUGUUUUAUCACAAACGAUAGAAUAUUUGCGUCUCGUCCAAAGCUGCUUGCGUCAAAGCUUCUUGCCUAUGACUAUGCCAUGGUGGGGUUCAGCCCAUACAAUCCAUACUGGCGCUAUAUACGCAAACUAGCCACCCUUGGACUCUUCACAAACAAACGCGUCAAGCAACUCGAACGAGUUAGAGCAUCUGAGGUUCAUUGCUGGAUGAAGGAACUGUAUGAGUUAUACUGCCACCAAAACAAUAAGAAAAGUGAGAAAGUUGUGGUGGAAAUGAAGAAGCGGUUCGUAGACGUAACCCUUGACACCAUCUUCAAGAUGGUGAUUGGAAAGCGAUUUGCCACGGCCUUCGACGACCAUGUUGGCAGCGAAAAGUGUCGAAAGGCGUUGAAGGAUUUCUUGAAAUUCUUUGGAAAAUUCAUUCCUUCAGAAUCGUUUCCAUUUUUGAGUUGGUUGGACAUAGGAAGACAUGAGAAAGCCAUGAACAAGACUGCCCAAAUAUUAGACGAGACCCUCCAUAAAUUCCUCCAACAACAUCGAGAGAGGAAAUAUUAUUGCAAUAAAGGGGAGAUGGAAGAACAAGACUUCAUGGAUGUAAUGAUUUCUGCUGUUGAAGAAGAUCAUGGAGGACAUUUCAGCUACGAUGCUGAUACAAUCAUUAAAGCAACAUGCUUGAAUUUGAUAUUAGGUGGAUUUGAUACUAUGUCAGUUACAAUGACAUGGGCUCUUUCUUUACUUCUCAACAAUGAAGAUGCAUUGAAGAAGGCUCAACUUGAAUUAGACAAACAAAUUGGAAGAGAAAGACAAGUGAAAGAGUCAGAUGUAAAAAAUCUAUUAUAUAUUCAAGCUAUUGUGAAGGAAACUCUACGACUACAUCCACCUGGACCUCUUUUAGUCCCUCGUGAAUCUACAGAAGAUUGCACAAUUUCUGGCUACCACAUCCCAAGAGGGAUACGUCUCGUUAUUAAUGCUCAAAAACUCCAAAAAGAUCCACUUAUUUGGGAGCAUGCCUGUGAAUUUCGACCAGAAAGAUUUUUAACAAGCCAAAAGUAUAUUGAUGUUAGAGGACAAAGCCCUCAAUUGAUACCAUUUGGAAAUGGUCGAAGGAUAUGUCCUGCCAUCUCAUUUUCCCUUAACAUAAUGCAUCUUACGCUAGCAAACUUGCUACAUGGGUUUAAAAUUGAUAGACCAUCAGAAGAACUCCUUGAUAUGGAAGAAAGUCAAGGGUUGGCCAGUGAUAGAAAAGCUCCACUUGAAGUUGUUUUAACUCCACGACUACCCGCCCAAGUUUAUGAGUAAUUUUGCAAACUAAUUCUAGAACAGGUGUGUGAAACUAUUUCAAAGGUACAAAUGUGACUUACAAAAGAUGGUUCAAUAAUUUUGAUGUAUCUUGGACAAACAAGUCUAUUAAAUAUAUCAAUUCAGUAUAUUUUUUCUAUUGAGGAUCUCAAAUUGAAAAAUUGGAGAAACGUUACAAUCUUUACAAUCUAAUUUUAUUUUCUAGAUACGUACAUUCUUCUCCUGUUUGAUCAGCUUUUACACGAAUUUUUCCGGUACUCAAAAUAAAAACCAAAACUUUAUGUUAAAACAUAAAAUCCCACAAAGCCUUACAAAAUCUAAAAUCAAAUUUUAUCCUUUUAAAACGGUAAAAAACCAAAUAGAAAAAAAAAUGUAUUUGACUAGUAAUACAUACUCAACCACCAACAUACAACAUUGUUAUAAUAUUUAAGUUUUAUGAUCCCUUGGGGCUUCCAUUUUUCUUUUUCUUGUUCAUGUAGUUUAUACACCCUAAUUCAAGUGGACAAUUUUAUUUAUUAAUUUAUUAUUAUUUUCAAAUAUACAAAAAUCAGAGUAAAAUGAGACUAUUAAAUUACAGAUGAGAGUAAAAAGAUAGAAAAUAGAGUAAUAGAAUAUUAAUGGUGUUUGUUCAUAUUCUAAUAGUUUUCAUAAAUUAAUAGUAAAAGUAUUUUUGAAGUAUAAGAGUAAUUUUGAACUUUUUGAAAGUAAAAAAAAAAAAAAAAAAAAAAAAAAAAAAAAAAAAAAAAAAAAAAAAAAA
Molecule: messenger RNA, 3033 nt
Organism: Benincasa hispida (wax gourd)
Lineage: Eukaryota; Viridiplantae; Streptophyta; Magnoliopsida; Cucurbitales; Cucurbitaceae
Product: cytochrome P450 CYP82D47-like
Molecular function (GO): heme binding; iron ion binding; monooxygenase activity
Source: RefSeq, a predicted model, not a curated record